Messenger RNA from Anopheles nili, 2427 nucleotides. Its product is annotated as SANT and BTB domain regulator of class switch recombination. The record is from RefSeq and is a predicted model, not a curated record. The transcript has 3 exons. NCBI's taxonomy places the organism in Eukaryota, Metazoa, Arthropoda, Insecta, Diptera, Culicidae. Bases 1 to 2427 code for a protein of 808 amino acids.
AUGGCUGAAUCGACUGCAACAGAAUCGGCCGAAACUAUCUCCAUGCACGAUUUCUUGGAAUUUUUGAACGUAACUUGCCAAGUAAAUGACUCUUUCAAUAACAAUAAAAAGAAUCCUCCUUCAUUCGACUACAAUCAAUUGGCUCGCAACGAGUUAGUCAACAGUAUCCAACAGAAUUCAAGAGCAAACGACGGAGGCAAACUCUUGGAAGUCCCGUCAACCGUUUCCCCAGCGAAACACAACACAAUUGGUGCGGUUGGCGGGAAAAAAGAAUCAAAGUGUGAUGAAGUGUCGCCACUUGGUAUCGGUUUGCGGCCUGCGGCUGACAAGAAAUUAACUGCCAAGAAACGAACCGUCUCUCAAAAAUCACAAAAAAGCAAACCCGAAACGUCCGAGAAUCCCAAAAACCACCUCGAAGCCAUAUUGAACGAUAAGUUGGAUGAGGUGCUUAACGAGGGCAUAUUAGAUUCGGUGCUGCCGUUUAUAUGCCCCUCGAAUGGAUCGGGCUAUCAUCACAAGAGCGGUACAGGACAAAAGCUAAACUCAAACAGCUCACUCGGUGUCCAGGUCAUAAACGCGUCGACCUCGAUCGGUAGCUCCUGUGGCGUUAAGUCGAUCACUAGUGGUGCUUCUUCUCCUGAUACUCAGAGUGGCAGCAGUGGAAAAAAAUCAACUCUUUCUGCCGUAGGCGACGUUUCGCAAAAUUUUCUAAUAGCUAGUAGUUCGACUAAAACAUGCGUGCGUAGGAAAUCAUCAAUUGCACAAAUCGCCAUUCCAGACAGCAGAACCGAGCCCGAGGUCGUUAUUCACGUGUGCGAUGAAGUGAAGGGUUCUUCGAGGGACUUUUCCUGUCCACAGAAACUACUCAUCACCAAAAUGGGAUACUUUGCUGACGUUACGGCUGGUCAGCGACUGGAAGACAUGGACAUCUCGGUGCAUUGCGAUCUACAAAUCUUUGAAUGGCUCAUGAAAUGGGUGAAGAAAGAAUCGAUGGCACAGGACGAAUGGCCGGCAUUGGAUCCCACGAACGUGAUUCCGAUCCUGGUGUCGGCCAGCUUUCUCCAGAUGGAGCCGUUGCUGCUCGAUUGUCUCUCGUUCUGUCAUGCUCGACUUAACGAAGUUGUGAAGGCUUCCGCAAAUCUGGCCUGUUUGAACGAUAGCAUUAUUACGCGGCUGGCGGCCAUGUUCACUAACCUAGAGCUGGAGGUGGUAAAAGAUAAAAAGGAUCGUAUUGCACCGCGUCUAUGGACGAAACUCAUCCAAAGCCUUUGUGAGAUCGAACCGCAGGCGUUGCGCGGUCAUUAUGCUACGCUUGCGGGUAUGUUUCGGUGUUUGAAAUGCGGCAAGUUUCUGACUCAAACAGUCAGCACAUAUAUCCAUUGUUUGCCGCAAAAUAUUCGACUCAAUCGCUGGGGCCAACUAAUAAGCGCUCACGUCAAAGACCCGUCGUGGAACAUUACUAGCUACGUGUCGAGCCUGCACAAGGAGUUGCGCUCAUGGCGCAAGGUUUACUGGCGGUUGUGGGGACAUUGCCAUUUUUUGUACUGCUCCAUUUGCGACACACACUUUCCGGUAAGCCAGAUGAUGUGGUGUCAGUAUCACCCUGAACAACCGCAGUUUCUUGGCCCGGCUGCGGAAGGACGUGUAGCAGGCCCUGCCGGACGGUACCCAUGCUGUGGGAAACAAGCCUACCGGUACGAAACAUUACCUGGACCAUCGGGUUGUCAAUUUCGCGAACAUACAGUCCAGGUGGACACAGAUCGAGACCGAGCGGUGUUGCAGCUCGCUCUGCAUGCCUUUGAAGGCGGUUGCCUUUACGAACAGUCACCGUUUAAACCACCCAGCACAUCCGCAGAUCCAUGGUGGAAUGGAAUCGGUAUACUACCACACCGCUCGCGCCAGGGAUUGUUGCCAACGUUUCACGUGGACGGAGAUGCGAUGGUGAACCAUCAUCACCAUCAUCGUGCCAACCGCCAGAUAUCACAAUCGAUGAUGGACACUGAAAGCGAUUCCGAUUCGGACGAAUACGAUAAAUCUGGAACGAAUCAGAGCCGCAGCACCAGCAGCAGUUCCGAUGGCGAGGAAUCGGAAUAUAGCAGUCCCCCGUCUUUCCAACAUCAGCAGCAACAGCAACACCAGCAACAUCAACAGAAAGAUCCCAAACGAAAAUCCAAACUGUCUUACGGUAGGCACUGGGCCGGUGACAUGUCCGCACGCAGUAAUCAGGAUAAUCAACGGGAGUUCGAGGAACGAGCGAUGAAGCAAAUCAUUACCAUGGUGGGAAAGCGAACCGGUGGAGAGCAUAACCUGCAGUACCAGACGUAUCAACAAGGUGGUACGUAUAUGAAGCUGGAGAACGACUGGAGGGAGUCUAUUAAGCAGAAGAAUUUAGCUACUCUUAAGGUGAAGACGAACGGAGUCAAGUGA